UCUAGGCUUCCUACUUGGAUGCUAGCGUCUUCUCGGGCUCUUGCCUUGUUUACGUCUGUCAUCUGUGCGUCGUAAUGGGCGGACUUCUUAGCCUUUUCUCUGUUGGGUCGUUGGCCUGCUGUUGCGGAUCUGCAGCAUGCAGUCUCUGUUGCGCUGCAUGUCCAACAUGCCGCAAUUCCACGUCCGCAAGGAUCAUGUACGCGGUCAUGUUACUGCUGACAACGAUCGUUGCCUGCAUUAUGCUAAGUCCCAAUAUAGAAGCCAUGCUAGAAAAGAUACCUCGACUGUGUGAAAGCACGGACACUUGCAAAAAUGCAGUCGGUUACCUGGCUGUGUACAGACUGCUGUUUGCUCUGACACUCUUUUUCUUGGCAUUCUCCAUGAUGAUGGUUGGCGUCAAAUCAUCCAAAGAUCCCAGAAGCGGGAUACAAAACGGGUUUUGGGCAUUGAAGUUCCUGGUACUUAUUGGUGCCAUGAUUGGAGCAUUUUUCAUACCAGAUGGAAAUACUUUUGGACAAGUGUGGAUGUACUUUGGAAUGGUGGGAGGAUUCUUGUUCAUCCUCAUCCAACUAAUCCUGAUCAUCGACUUUGCGCACAGCUGGGCCAACAGCUGGGUAGCGAAAGUGGAAGAAAGCGGUUCGAAAGGAUGGUACUGCGCUCUUCUGACAUUCACGAUUCUUCAUUUUGCCCUUGCAAUUGCCGGUGUCGUUCUGUUCUACAUCUUCUAUGCAGGGGGUGAGAGCUGUGCAUUGCAGAAGUUCUUCAUCAGCUUUAACCUGAUUUUGUGCGUAAUACUUUCGGUCGUAUCUAUCCUGCCAAAGGUACAAGACGCACAACCAAGUUCUGGUCUGCUGCAGGCUUCGGCAGUGAGUCUCUACAUCAUGUACUUGACCUGGUCUGCCAUGAACAAUUCCACGAACAAGGAGUGCAAGCCAGACUUGGGCUUGAGCCAGGGUGGUAACAAGUUUGAUACGCAGAGCAUUGUGGGACUGGUUGUGUGGUUUGUGUGCGUCCUCUAUUCCAGCAUCCGCACUUCGUCCAACUCUCAGGUCGGAAAGUUGACCAUGUCUGAGAAAAUUCUCGUCAAGGACACUGGAGACAAGUCGGCUCGACUGGUUGAAAACGAAGACGUAGGCAGUGAUGCGGGCAGCCCCGAAGCCAAGGUGUGGGACAACGAAGAGGAAGGGGUGGCAUACAGUUGGUCGUUUUUCCACUUCAUGUUUGCUCUGGCUUCUCUCUAUGUCAUGAUGACACUCACAAACUGGUUCCAGCCAAGUGAUGACCCAAAGAACUUGAUAGAGAACAAUGCAUCCAUGUGGAUCAAGAUCAUCUCGAGUUGGAUUUGUGCAGCCCUCUACACCUGGACCCUGGUUGCACCAAUCUGCCUGCCAGACAGAGACUUCAGCUAAACGCUGCAGCAAAAGCAGGAAUUCUUGCCAGCUCGAACACAAUUCAUGUACAGAUUCUAAACUACUCGUAGAGCUUUUCUUAGGGAUUUUUUUUUUUAGCUAUUAUGUGUGACAGUGAUUUUGCAGGAUGCAUGAUCCCCUAUUUAUUUAUGAAAACAUGCCUUCAGCCAUGAUGUGAUUGUUCACAAUGUUUUUAAUUGUGCUCAUUUGUUGAAUAGCUUGAAUCGUAAGAUGUACAGUAUUAUUGUGAAAAUAAACCCUGUAAAUGACA
Ornithodoros turicata is the source of this 1680-nucleotide messenger RNA. RefSeq names its product probable serine incorporator (gene TMS1). The transcript is spliced from 12 exons. The record is from RefSeq and is a predicted model, not a curated record. NCBI's taxonomy places the organism in Eukaryota, Metazoa, Arthropoda, Arachnida, Ixodida, Argasidae. Bases 75 to 1409 code for a protein of 444 amino acids. Gene Ontology annotation, cellular component: membrane.